Messenger RNA from Nannospalax galili (Upper Galilee mountains blind mole rat), 1918 nucleotides. RefSeq names its product adaptor related protein complex 1 subunit mu 2 (gene Ap1m2). Gene Ontology annotation, molecular function: clathrin-cargo adaptor activity. The transcript is spliced from 13 exons. Gene Ontology annotation, biological process: intracellular protein transport; vesicle-mediated transport. NCBI's taxonomy places the organism in Eukaryota, Metazoa, Chordata, Mammalia, Rodentia, Spalacidae. The record is from RefSeq and is a predicted model, not a curated record. Gene Ontology annotation, cellular component: clathrin-coated vesicle; clathrin adaptor complex. The coding region runs from base 279 to 1550 and encodes 423 amino acids.
GCCCCUGUGGGAGACCGGUUUGGCAUGUGCUCCGUGCUCCGAUUGGAUUCGCCCAUCACCCACCCCUAUUGAGCGCUGAUUGUUGUGCCAGGAGAUUGAAAAAAAGCCCUUUCAGGGUUCUUCACAUCCAGCUCAGACUACACUGCUCACCUGGUAGCCUUCCCUUUAAGACGCGCUCACCUGGAGGCUCACCUGGGCGCAGGCGCUUCCGCAGGAAGAAGGAAGCCGCACCGCCUCUCGCGCUCGCUCCCCGCCUCCCAGCUUCUUCGGCCACCACCAUGUCGGCCUCUGCAGUCUUCAUUCUGGACGUUAAGGGCAAGCCCCUGAUCAGCCGCAACUACAAAGGAGAUGUGCCCAUGACGGAGAUUGACCACUUCAUGCCAUUGCUGAUGCAGCAGGAGGAGGAGGGCACACUGGCCCCACUGCUGAGCCAUGGGCAUGUGCACUUCCUGUGGAUCAAACACAGCAACCUCUACUUGGUGGCCACCACACUGAAGAAUGCCAAUGCCUCUCUGGUGUAUUCCUUCCUAUACAAGACUGUGGAGGUCUUCUGUGAGUACUUCAAGGAGCUGGAGGAGGAGAGCAUCCGUGACAACUUCGUUAUUGUGUACGAGCUGUUGGACGAAUUGAUGGACUUUGGCUUCCCGCAGACCACAGAUAGCAAGAUCCUGCAGGAGUACAUCACACAACAGGGCAACAAGCUGGAGACAGGCAAGUCUCGGGUGCCACCCACUGUUACCAAUGCGGUGUCAUGGCGCUCUGAAGGGAUCAAGUACAAAAAGAAUGAGGUGUUCAUUGAUGUCAUAGAAUCUGUUAACCUCCUGGUCAAUGCAAACGGGAGUGUCUUGCUCAGCGAGAUUGUGGGCACCAUCAAGCUCAAGGUCUUUCUCUCUGGGAUGCCAGAGCUGCGACUGGGCCUCAAUGACCGUGUGCUCUUUGAGCUCACUGGCCGCAGCAAGAACAAGUCUGUGGAGCUAGAAGAUGUGAAAUUCCACCAAUGUGUUCGGCUCUCUCGCUUUGACAACGACCGCACCAUCUCCUUCAUCCCCCCUGAUGGGGACUUUGAACUCAUGUCCUAUCGCCUCAGCACCCAGGUCAAACCCCUGAUCUGGAUCGAAUCGGUCAUUGAGAAAUUCUCCCAUAGCCGCGUGGAGAUCAUGGUCAAGGCCAAGGGGCAGUUUAAGAAGCAGUCGGUGGCCAACAGUGUGGAAAUUUCUGUGCCUGUACCCAGUGAUGCAGACUCCCCACGCUUCAAGACCAGCGUGGGCAGUGCCAAGUAUGUGCCAGAGAAGAAUGUUGUCAUAUGGAGUAUAAAGUCCUUCCCGGGGGGCAAGGAGUACUUGAUGCGUGCCCACUUUGGCCUUCCCAGUGUGGAGACAGAAGAGGUGGAGGGCCGGCCACCCAUCGGGGUCAAGUUUGAAAUUCCUUACUUUACUGUCUCUGGCAUCCAGGUCCGUUACAUGAAGAUCAUUGAGAAAAGCGGAUACCAGGCCUUGCCCUGGGUUCGAUACAUCACACAGAGUGGUGAUUAUCAACUUCGUACCAGCUAGAAGGGAGAAGUGGGGGUUUGAACAUGGGGCCUCCUCCCCAGGUCCCGUCUGUGGAUUUUGAGAGAGGGAGAGGGUGUGUGUGUUGGGUUUGGGUACUGACUUAAGUUCUUGCUCCCAGCACCUAACCCCUUUUAUCCUUUUAUGAACUGUCUGUGAUGGUUUCUCAGUGUCCCUCGAUCUUGGGGCUCCUCCACCCUGAUUUUAUAUGAAGAAAUAUAAGAGGGGCUUGAGGGCCCCCCUCACAAGUGCCUUCUAGUAAUCUGCCUUAAGGGGUUCUGGGAGGCCAUCUUUCAUAGCUGCUGAGCCCAAAGGCCCUGCUGCCCCCACUUCUGAGUUUGAGGGUGUCAUUAAAAUGAAUUUAAACUGCU